UAAUUAACAGGUGAAAAUGUUAGAAAUACGAACAUGCGGCUAAAAAUAGUGAAUACUAUCGUUUCCAACCAAUUUCCAUCGUCGAAGACUUUUGUCAUGGCACCAGAAAGAUGUGCCUCUGCAAAAGACUUGUUGAAGAAAUUCUACCAUCUUCAGGAGGAACGCGUACAGUCCUAUGCAUUAUUUGAGGAAGGUUUUCAAGGCUACUUGAAAGGCAAGCCCAACUACAACUUUCCCCUGUUCAGGCAACUGGUGCAUGAGAUCACCGAGACAUUCCAGAACAUUUCACAGGACAUUAUAGUAUUGAAGAAGGAAAUGGCAGAAAUCCAUCAACAGAAUCUUCUAGCAGACUGCAUUGAUAACAUCCAACAACAGGAAAAGGAUAAACUAGAAGUUGUUGCCCAGUUGCAGUUAUUGCGUCAAAAAGUGCAGGACUUUCCCAAUGACGAAAACCAUGAAGAGGUUAAAGAGAAAAAAGUGAGGUUGCAGCAGAUCAAUAACAAUAUAUGUUCACAUAUGGAGGACCUCAAGUAUGAAGCUCAAGAUCUCUACCAUUGAAUCCAUUACGAGCUACCACAGCUUGUAUCACUGCCAACCGACACCUUGUCUUUACACUAGCCACAUCACUGACUGAAGCUGGCAUGGUUAUAUAUCUCUGACUGUCAACACCAUGUCAUGCUAUUCUGGUCAAGCCUACCACUGAGAGCUAAGGCUAUACCAUUGCACAAGCUAAUACCACUUACAAUUGCAAAUACUGUAUCAUCUCAUUGUUUUGUAUCGCUGAUGUUAUACCCUACUAUCAGGCUUAUAUAUAUAUAUAUAUGUAUAUAUAUAUGUAUAUGGGAGGGUAAUUUAUUAUUAAUAAACACAUGCACUGAUUUA
Octopus bimaculoides (California two-spot octopus) is the source of this 882-nucleotide messenger RNA. RefSeq names its product required for excision 1-B domain-containing protein. The record is from RefSeq and is a predicted model, not a curated record. NCBI's taxonomy places the organism in Eukaryota, Metazoa, Mollusca, Cephalopoda, Octopoda, Octopodidae.